AUGUCUUCUGUUCACAAAGACAAAAACUUCUCCGAGCAUGUCGAAGAUCAGCUCAAGGAAGACCAUCAUACGAUCACAUUUGCUCAUAAUAUCAACGCAAAAAUCAUCAACCCAUUGGCUGGCAUCUCCAAGCAACAGCUCUUCGAAAACGUAGCAACCUUUUGUGAAACCUACGAUCUGACAGACAAACUGUCAAUAUUCCAGAAAGGUGCUCUGGUAGCCCAAAGCCCAGAUGACUUUGACAACAUUGAAGAGCUCGACACUGAAGACAAGCAUCACCUUCGACGCGAGAUCACCCACAAAUUCCACUUGCCCAAGGACCUGUAUUUUACCAUUGCACUCUGCUCGCUUGGCUCUGCCGUCCAGGGAUGGGAUAACGCAGGUGCCAACGGAGCGAACCUUUCAUUUCCCAAGGAAUUCGGAAUCGAGCACAACACCUGGCUGGUCGGAGCAAUCAACGCUGCGCCCUCGAUUUCUGGCCUAUUCGCAGCAUGGUUUGCGGAUCCUCUGAAUAACAUGUGGGGUCGACGAGGAGUCAUUUUCUUUACUGGACUGUUUUGCAUCUUUCCGGUUCUUGCUCAAGCUUUCACCCAGAACUGGUGGGGAAUUCUGCUGUGCCGUCUGAUUAUGGGAGUUGGGAUGGGUAUCAAGAUCACUACUAUUCCGAUUAUGACUUCAGAAGUGGUACCCGCUACAAUUCGUGGUGCUUUGGUGAUGACUUUCCAACUGUGUGUGGCGUUCGGUAUUCUCGUCGGAUUCUCGUCUAACCUCAUAUUUCACAAAAUCGGCCCAUUGGCCUGGAGGUUCCAGCUAGGUGCAGCUUUUGCUCCUGCCGUUCCGAUCAUCAUUUUGAUUUGGUUCUGUCCUGAAUCUCCAAGAUGGCUUUUGAAGAAGUACCGCAUCAAAGAAUCCUUCCAAUCGUUCUGCCGCCUCCGAAACACCGAAUUGAUGGCUGCACGAGACCUGUACUAUGCCUACAACCAAUUCAUCGUCGAAGAAGAAGUCUUCGGCGGCUCCUCGUUCCUCACCCGCUUCACCGAACUCCUCACCAUUCCCCGCAUCCGACGCGCAACAAUGGGCGGUGCAAUAGUAAUGGUCGCACAACAAUUCUCAGGGAUCAAUAUCAUGGCGUUCUACUCGUCGACCAUUUUCGCCGAGGCAGGGUACAACAAUACCCAAACACUGCUCGCUUCCUUCGGCUUCGGAUUAGUGAACUUUUUGUUUGCUUGGCCUGCGAUAUGGACGAUCGAUACAUAUGGGCGAAGAAACUUACUGCUUUUUACAUUUCCGAACAUGGCGUGGUGUCUAGUUGCUGGGGGGUGUUGUUUUCUGUUACCGGAUACUGUGGACGCGAGGUUGCCGCUUAUUGCGUUUUUCGUUUAUUUGUUUACGGCGUUUUACUCGCCUGGUAUCGGUCCCGUUCCAAACGUCUAUGCGGCAGAGUGCUUUCCUCUGUCGCAUCGAGAAAUUGGAGCUGCGUCGUGUAUUUUCGUCAAUAACGCGCUCUCGAGUAUUCUGGGAUUGACCUUCCCAUCUCUUCUCGCAGCUUUUACUCCCACUGGAGCUUUUGGCUUCUACGCCAGUCUAAACAUGGUAGCUUUUACACUUAUAUUCUUCCUCCUCCCUGAAACCAAACAACGCACCCUCGAAGAACUCGAUUUCAUAUUCGGGGUUCCCACCCGUCGUCACGCGGCAUAUUACACUGGUACGUGGCUUCCAUGGGCAUUCAAGCGCUAUAUUCUGUUCCAGGGGAGCGCGAAGCUUGAGCCGCUGUAUCAUCUUGAUGGAUUUGGUGAGGGGAAUGCUGUUCCUGUGGGAGCUUUGCAUUGA
This is a messenger RNA of Cadophora gregata, 1830 nucleotides long. RefSeq lists its product as uncharacterized. Gene Ontology annotation, biological process: transmembrane transport. Gene Ontology annotation, cellular component: membrane. Bases 1 to 1830 code for a protein of 609 amino acids. The record is from RefSeq and is a predicted model, not a curated record. Lineage: Eukaryota; Fungi; Ascomycota; Leotiomycetes; Helotiales; Ploettnerulaceae. Gene Ontology annotation, molecular function: myo-inositol:proton symporter activity. The transcript has 7 exons.